GGUGUAUUCACUCAGUCCCAUCUGGUAUCGGCAUACGCCCCGUUCUAGAGAAUAAACAUGAAGUAUUAAAGACCCAAUCCCUCAUCCUAACUGCGAAUCACUAUCAUCAAGCAUUGCCAUCAUGGCUACUCCAACCGAUCCUCUCAACUUCAUCCCCGCAGACAUAUUCUUCCCCACCGUUCCAAACUUCACCAAACCCUCUGAAAUCCUCACCGUUGAAUCAUCCACUUCAACAUCCCCCAGCGAUCCUCUUCGCUAUGCUGCACACAUCACUCUGAAGGGUGAGCCAAACACUCACUGUCUCGUCCAGUUUGCAUCGCCGCAGAUUUGGAGAGUGAGAUAUAAUCCAAAGUACACUGCUGUCUCGGGUUAUGAUGAUUUCAACUCGCGUACUAUUGUUAGAGAUACGUUUUCGAGUUUGGUAGAUGGUCUUCAGCAGGAGUAUAGAGACUCUGAGGCUUGGAACUCGCAUCCUGCUCAGGAGGGAUGGUUUUGGAAGACGUCUUUUGAGCAGAAGGCUCCCGAUCACUGGGUUCUCACCACUGUUGAGUAUCAAGAUAAAACAUCCACUGGUGUUCCGAACACAGCUCUUCACUUCUUCGCCUCCCCAUUCCGCAUAGUCGCGACGAGAAAACUCAAGGCACUUGAUGCAGACCCAGCGUUCUUGAAGACUGUUGGUAUCGACGCUGUAUCUGAGUACGAGCAGAUUAUCUGGCAGACUACCGACCAGACGUUCUCCUAUCAAGGUGAUCCUAUCGUUGACGCUGUGAACAAUGUCGUUCUCAACAUCAAGAAGCCUGGACCAGCAGCGUAUCUUGGCUUUGGAGAGCAGGGUGGACGGACUGUUAUAAAGAAGCCUACAUAUCUCAACUUCUUCUGUUAUGAUAACUUCAACUAUUCAAAAGUCUAUGGACUUGGAGCUCUGGAUACUCGAGAGCCGCUGUACCACUCCACACCUUUCUUUCUGGAGAUGAACGGCAAUCCGGAUCGAAAGAAUGUUACUGGCGUCAUGGUGGAUAACUACUCUCAAGUUGCCAUCGAUCUUGGCAAGAAUGAUUCGCAUACCAUCAGUGUAGCGACUCGUUUCAACACCUUUGAUGCAUGGAUCCUCACGGCCGACGACGUUCCACGGAUGAUUUGGCAAUAUACCUCCAUUGUCGGCCGACCUAAGCUCAAGCCCCGUUUCAUUUUGGGACAUCAUCAAGCAUGCUAUGGUUACUCCAACGAAGGGACUGUCAACAAUGUUGUACAACGGUACCGAGAUUCAGAAAUCCCUCUGGAUGGUAUGCACCUGGAUGUCGACUUUCAGGAUAAAUACCGUACCUUCACCAACAGCAACAAGAAUUUCCCCAAUGUCGGAUCAUUCCUGAACGGCCUGAAGGCAAAGGGCGUGAAGAGCUGCACUAACAUCACACCCAUUCUCACCAUUCGGCCCUCAGAUGAAGGUCCCUACAAAGCACUGGACAGCUUCUGGGAUGUCAAUGAUAAGAAGAACCCAGAGACCAAUCUCUUGGUGGCCGACAAUCGAUACCUCAAGGGCCUGCCCAACAACCAACCUCUUUGCUGGCGCUACGAUGGCGGUCUUCAGAACUUGGACCCAAAUAACGUCAAUCAGCGUGAAAGAUUCGCAGACUAUAUCGGCGCUCCGGACUACAGGGAUGACUACAACUUUUCUGAGAAUUAUAACAGUGGAUAUCCAUUCCAUGGCGGUGUUAGCUAUGGUACUAACCUCGGAACUCCCGGAUUCUAUCCUGAUCUCAACAGAAGAGCUGCGAGGAAGAAGUGGGGUGAGCAGUAUCAGUAUCUCUUUGACAACGGUCUCGAAUUCGUCUGGCAAGAUAUGACAACUCCCGCCGCAGCAAAAUGCUACGGUGACUCCCUCGGUUUCCCCUCUCGCCUCCUCAUGACAGACGAUAGCUACACCGACCCCCCGAAAACCAAAACCGCCAUCGAACUCUGGAGUCUGUACUCCUACAACCUCCACAAAGCAACCUACCACGGCCUCAACAAUCUCAAAGGGCGCGAGAACAAACGCAACUUCAUCAUCGGCCGCGGUAGUCAAACAGGUAUGCAUAGAUACGCUGGUCUCUGGACCGGUGAUAAUGGUAGUUCGUGGGACUUUUUUAGAAUCUCGGUUGCGCAGGUUCUUGCGUUGGGAUAUAGCGGGUUGAGUAUUGCUGGUGUAGACAUGGGUGGUUUUACAGCGGAUCCAGCUAAUACGUUGCCGAAUCCGAGGUGGUGCGAUCCUGAGUUGUUGAUAAGAUGGUAUUCGGGGGCGUUUUUGCUGCCAUGGUAUAGGAAUCAUUAUUUGCAGCAUCCUGAGGCGAGUUCGGGAGGUUGUAAAGCUUUCCAGGAACCUUGGGCUUACAGCGAUAUCCUGAACAACUUCCCCGGUCCUCUUCCGCCUGACCAGGCUGCGUUGUAUCGCUCAGUCGUGCCUGUUUGCAGGUACUACGUUCAGCUUCGAUAUUCCCUCCUUCAGGUCCUGUACGACUACAUGUUUGCCAACCUGACCAACGGUCUGCCAGUAGCUCGUGCCAUGCUCGUUACCGACCCCUUCGACACAAGCCUGUUCAACGCCAACCAAGGAUUCAUCGACAAUCAGUACCUUCUCGGCCAUAACAUCCUAGUCUGUCCUCAGGUUGAGCAAAAGGCAGGACGUCGCGAUGUCUAUCUUCCCAAUUCUGAUAACUGGUAUCCUUCCAACCUUCGAGUCAACAACCAAGGCUUUGGACCUGAUCCGAUUCUCAAGCACGCUGCUGUGUUGCAGAAAUCAGCUCCUGGUGGCAAGAUUGUUGACUAUGAUUGUCAUAUUCCUGAUGCUGUUGCGGAUCCGGAGCAGGUUGCUUAUGUUACUCCUGUGUAUAUCCGAGGGGGUGCUAUCAUUCCUCAGCUUGAUGUUCGUCAAUGGGUCAAGGAGGGUGAUCUGAACUCGCCGACCAUUCACGUCUACCCAGGUGGCAAGACGACUUCAUACUCGAUGUAUCUCGACGACGGUGUCAGCCGCGACAGUGCACCCAUCGAUCUGCCCCAGCACAAGUACAAAGACGCAGCUCAAUACACCAAAGCAAAAGGUUUCUACCGCGAAGUCAAGAUCACUCAGGAAAACACCAAAACAAACCGUAAAAUCACCAUUCAGCACCAAUGGGACGGCUACGACGCCAAAGCAACCAUCGGCGACACCUACAACUUUGCUAUCUGGACCGUUCAAGCAACAGCGCCGCCUGAGUCACAGAUCAGUGUUGACUUUGAGGAUGAGAAUGGAAUGACGGUCAUCGACUCUGGACUGACGUCGACUUAUAUCGUAGGCCGUGGUGUUCUGACGGUUAGUGUACCGGUGCAUCUCGUGCCGUCGCUCAAGACACCUCAGAAUUAUACGCAGGGAUCUUUUGCGGAUCGAAUUAGCCCUGUUGACCAGAAGAAGAGCACCCGAAAUAGAUAUCGUGCCACGAAUCACCAGUGGGGUAGCAAAGACCAUGUCCAUGUCCAUGCUGCAUCUGUCUUGCAGGAACACGGAUCGCCAGUACAUCCGUCAAGGAUAAACAUCAUAUCAUCAAAACACCUCGAAGAGUAUAGUGACUCACGCCAUCGCCGAUACAUACUACGUAGUACAGCACUGGCUAUCCACUUGGGCAUCAAUUAUACCACCCUACAAUUCUCCUCAAAUCUCCCCUCAAAUCUCAUCAUCCAUUCAAACUUCAUUAGUAUCAAAUGUCCCGCCAGAAGAAUGCGUCUCAUACACACCAAAACCUUCCAGCUAGAGGAAUUCUACGGCCAGCCUCCCGAAUAUGCCAUUUUAUCACACACAUGGGGUCCCGACGAGGCCACGUACCAAGACUGGCAGGGCAACCUCGAGCUGAUGAAGCUAAAGAAAGGUCAUCAGAAGAUUCGGCGCGUCUGCGAGCAAGCGAGAAAGGAUGGCCUAAUGUAUCUCUGGUGCGACACCAACUGUAUCGACAAGAGCAGCAGUUCAGAGGUCUCUGAGGCGCUGAAUGCUAUGUUUUCUUGGUAUAAGAAUGCGUCGGUUUGUUAUGUUUAUCUGAGUGAUGUGUCGCCCAUUGAUACGGGUGCUUUCGACCCGAUGGUGCAGUUUAGACAGUCGAGGUGGUUUACCAGAGGUUGGACACUGCCUGAGCUUUUGGCUCCUACGUCGGUGGUUUUCUUUGCGAAUGAUUGGACAACUAUUGGGACGAGAAAGACUCUUGCCAAUACGAUUUCGUUCGUCACCAAGAUUGAUCAGCAAUAUCUCGACUGCACCUUUUACAAAGCCAGUAUCGGUGAGCGCAUGUCUUGGCUAUCCAAACGAGAGACGGAACGAGUUGAGGAUAUCGCCUACUGCAUGCUCGGCAUCUUCGAUAUUAACAUGCAGAUCAUCUACGGGGAGGGAAUGAGGGCGUUUAUCCGACUGCAAGAGGAAAUCAUCCGUGUUUCAAACGACCAAACACUCUUCUGCUGGGCCUGGGAUGAGCGCUACGUUCCUCACGACUGGGCCAGCAUUCUCUCCCCAUCACCAAAGACUUUCGUCGACUCGAGUAUCUACACCGAAUGGCCUGUCCACGAAGCAAAGACAUACACCAUGACGAAUGCUGGUCUGUCAAUCAGGCUGCCUAUCAUGAACACCAUCACCGAAUCAGUCGAGCAGUGGCUUGUUCUUCUCAACGCUAGACGAGACUCGGAGAACCAACAAGUCGCAUUGCUCCUCAACAGAUUACCAGGAAAGGAUCGAUGCACUCGUAAUCGGACACCACCUUGUCCGGUACCAGUCCUAACCGGAUCUACAAAACUCCGAGAAGAAAACAUGUUCAUCGCUGGAAGUCGAGAGCGCGCCUCAUACCAACCCGACUUCCACGGCUACGGCAGCUAUGAAGUCCUCGUCACUCUCGACAGCGGCGCCAUUCCCUACGACAGCAUAACAUCAUGCCCUCGACUAGAAUCUGGAACCAUCAGUCUUCAAUCAUGGGACCAAGCAGGCCACUACGGCCGCGUCCUCGCCAUCCAAGGCAUGCAAAGCAUAAAGAAGAACGAAAAGCGCGCCUCAGUCUUCAUCGCCACCCUAGUAUUCGGCAUAGAAGUUGUCGGCUCCAAAAUCGAAUGGUUCUGCAAAAUCCGCGGCAUACAAGAAUCCUCCGGCCCAUUUAGCAACAGCACCCUCGAAGAAGCAGUCUACGAAGAAGAGCAGGAUAUUCGAUCUCAACUUGCGAGAACAGGUCACUGGCGGGCGAUCUUUGAUCAAGAGAAGGAUACUACGUCUGAUACUGUGAGAAAACAUGAGAUUGAUCUGUUGACGUCGGUGUCGCUGAGUUCAGGGGUGAGGAUAUCGGCGUCGUCGAUGAUGGCGGUUGCGCAUUUGCAGUUGGCGCAUAUUGUGAAGCCGGCGGAGGUUGCGCCGUGGGAUGAUGGGCAUAAGUUUAGGACUGCGGAUGGAGCGAAGGAUUUGUCGAGAUGGUUGAGUGCUUUGGAAUGAAGAAUGAAGGAAAUGAUUUACGUACAUGAUUUAAUGAAAAUGAUAGAUACACAUAAACUAGAAUACC
This is a messenger RNA of Fusarium redolens, 5531 nucleotides long. RefSeq names its product glycosyl hydrolases family 31-domain-containing protein. The transcript has 21 exons. The record is from RefSeq and is a predicted model, not a curated record. NCBI's taxonomy places the organism in Eukaryota, Fungi, Ascomycota, Sordariomycetes, Hypocreales, Nectriaceae. Gene Ontology annotation, molecular function: hydrolase activity, hydrolyzing O-glycosyl compounds; carbohydrate binding. Bases 122 to 5464 code for a protein of 1780 amino acids. Gene Ontology annotation, biological process: carbohydrate metabolic process.